UAGGCAUGUAAGGGUAUUGUUAUAUACUUAUAUUCACCUGAAUAAUCUAAUCUUAAAAAAACUUUUAGCAUGAAUUGAAUAUUAUGUUAUCUUCAGCCUUUUUGCCCAUUAACAGGAAUGAACAAUGAAUAAUAAUAGCCUCUGAAUCAGACCACCUACCCAAAAAUAUGAAGUCUCUUCAUUGGCUUCUGCUUCUUUUGAUCAUAGCUUUUACCGUCUUGAGAUCAGUCGAAGCUCAAAAUCAAGCAGGAUUCAUCAGCUUGGAUUGUGGGUUGGUUCCUAAGGAAACUACUUAUGUGGAGAAGUCCACGAAUAUUACAUACAAAUCAGACGCGGAUUACAUCGACAGUGGAUUGGUUGGAAAGAUCAAUGAUGCAUACAAGACUCUCUUUCAGCAACAAGUUUGGGCAUUGAGAAGCUUCCCUCUAGGUCAAAGAAACUGUUACAACGUCAACCUCACGGCAAGCCGCAAAUAUUUGAUCAGAGGAACCUUUGUCUAUGGGAACUACGACGGUCUGAAUCAAUUGCCAAGCUUUGAUCUUCAUAUCGGUCCUAAUAAAUGGUCUUCGGUUAAAAUACGAGGAGUUACAAAUACUUCUAUGCAUGAGAUAAUCCAUGUCGUGCCACAAAAUAGUCUUCAAGUAUGUCUUGUUAAAACUGGACCGACGACACCAUUCAUUUCGUCGCUGGAGUUUCGUCCAUUGAACAAUGAAACUUAUGCCACGCAAAGCGGAUCAUUGACGUUGUUCGCCAGAGUAUACUUUCCAUCCACUUCUUCAACUUUCAUCAGGUAUGAUGAGGACAUGCAUGACCGAGUAUGGGAUUCAUACACAGAUAACGAAACCGUCUCGAUAAGUACAGACCUACCGGUCGAUACAAGUAACAUCUACGAUGUACCUCAAUCCGUGAUGAAGACUGCUGCUGUCCCUAAAAAUGCUAGUCAACCAUGGCACUUAUGGUGGGAGCUUGAUGACAUAACUGCACAGUCAUAUAUAUACAUGCACUUCGCCGAAGUUCAGAAUCUAAAAGCUAGUGACAUUAGAGAAUUCAACAUUACUUACAACGAAGGCAUACGUUGGUACAGCUACUUGAGACCUUCCAAACUCAGCAUUUCGAUAUUCUCCAAUCCAAAGGCUGUGAGUUCUUCAAAUGGGAUAUUUAAUUUCACUUUCGCAAUGACUGGUAACUCCACUCUUCCUCCUCUUCUCAACGCCCUCGAGAUUUAUACAGUUGUAGACCUUUUACAGCUAGAGACAAACAAAGAUGAAGUUACUGCUAUGAUGAACAUCAAGGAAACAUAUGGUUUGAGCAAAAAGAUAAGCUGGCAAGGAGAUCCAUGUGCUCCUCAGAUCUAUCUGUGGGAAGGUGUAAACUGCAGUUAUCCGGACUCCGAGGCAUCACGGAUCAUAUCCUUGAACUUGAAUGCGAGCGAGUUGACGGGUUCCAUAACAUCAGACAUAUCCAAGCUGACACAGUUGACAGUACUAGAUUUAUCAAACAACGAUUUAUCAGGAGAGAUUCCAGCAUUUUUUGCUGAUAUGAAGUUGUUGAAACUCAUAAACUUAAGCGGGAACCCGAGGCUUAAUCUCACAGCAGUUCCAGACUCUCUUCAAGAAAGGGUAAACAGUAACUCAUUAACACUAAUUUUGGGUGACAACCAGAAUCUGAAUACGAAAAAAGAGAGUAAAAAGGUUCCAGUGGUUGCUAUCGCAGCUUCCGUGGCCGGCGUGUUCGCUCUUUUAGUUAUCUUUGUCAUAUAUUUAGUCAUUAAAAGGAAAAAUGCAAAAAUAACUAAAGCUCCUGGACCUCCAUCAGUCGCUUCUGGUAUAGUUAAAAGUGAGACAAGAUCAUCUAAUCCAUCAAUCAUGACAAAGGAACGUAAGAUCACGUAUCCAGAGGUACUGAAGAUGACUAAUAACUUUGAGAGAGUUCUUGGUAAAGGAGGCUUUGGAACAGUGUAUCAUGGAAACUUGGAUGAUGCUCAAGUAGCUGUGAAAAUGCUCUCUCAUUCAUCAGCUCAAGGUUAUAAAGAGUUCAAAGCAGAGGUUGAACUUCUUUUAAGAGUUCACCAUAGGCAUUUGGUGGGACUUGUGGGGUACUGUGAUGAUGGAGAUAACUUGGCUUUGAUUUACGAAUACAUGGCAAACGGAGACUUGAGGGAGAAUAUGUCAGGAAAACGUGGCGGCAAUGUCCUUACAUGGGAAAACAGGAUGCAAAUUGCUGUGGAGGCUGCACAAGGACUGGAGUAUCUACACAAUGGAUGUAGGCCUCCUAUGGUCCAUAGAGAUGUUAAAACUACAAAUAUCUUAUUGAAUGAACGGUGUGGAGCAAAACUAGCCGACUUUGGGCUAUCGAGAUCUUUUCCAAUUGAUGGCGAGUGUCAUGUCUCGACAGUGGUUGCAGGAACACCUGGUUACCUAGACCCUGAGUAGUACAAAACAAAUUGGCUAAGCGAGAAGAGUGACGUAUACAGCUUCGGUGUAGUGCUAUUAGAGAUAGUCACAAACCAGCCUGUGAUAAAUAAAAUGCGAGAAAGACCUCACAUCAACGAAUGGGUUGGGUUCAUGCUCACGAAAGGAGACAUCAAGAGCAUCGUUGACCCGAAAAUGAUGGGUGACUUUGAUACAAACGGUGCGUGGAAGGUUGUGGAGCUGGCUCUGGCUUGUGUGAACCCGUCUUCGAACCGGAGACCAACAAUGGCACACGUUGUGAUGGAGCUAAACGAGUGUGUGGCAUUUGAAAAUGCAAGGAGACAAGGUAGUGAAGAAAUGUACUCUAUGGCUUCUAUUGACUAUAGUCUCUCUUCUGCUUCAGAGUUUGCCCCUGGAGCCAGAUAAUUUGUGAAUAUCUUUGAUGUAAUUUCAUGGAAUGCUAUCUUGUUUCCUUUAAAAAAAAAUUAUUUGUGAAUUAUUUGGGAGAAAAACUAGA
This is a messenger RNA of Camelina sativa (false flax), 2928 nucleotides long. RefSeq names its product putative LRR receptor-like serine/threonine-protein kinase At1g51860. NCBI's taxonomy places the organism in Eukaryota, Viridiplantae, Streptophyta, Magnoliopsida, Brassicales, Brassicaceae. Gene Ontology annotation, biological process: protein phosphorylation. The record is from RefSeq and is a predicted model, not a curated record. Gene Ontology annotation, molecular function: ATP binding; protein kinase activity.